AUGGUGGAUCGCAUAGACACUCUGCACAAUGUGCAGUUAUCCUUGGCAAUUUUUUCCACACCUUUGCUGCCUACAGCCAUUCUCUACUCACAGAAAUCGGCUGCCCCCUCGGGUGUCAACAUUGUGGAAUGGAUCCACCUUCCGCAUACUCCACCGCGUAACAUUUAUUCCUCUCCAGCGGCUGUAAUGGAUUUGGGAAUAUACACCGGCUGAGAUUCAUUUUCGAAAAGCAGAGCCUUUGGCUCGCCCUUUGUAUCUUACAGACAGCUACCUGAUCCAACAUGGCAUGGUCCUGUGCCACUCAUCUCCUGGGGACGCGGCUACGCGGCAGUGGACCUGGAUGGACGGCCUACCUGGUUACCAGCGCGCUGUGUGCGACCCUGGCGAGCUUCUGCCUCGGAAGUGA
Messenger RNA from Podarcis lilfordi (Lilford's wall lizard), 406 nucleotides. Lineage: Eukaryota; Metazoa; Chordata; Lepidosauria; Squamata; Lacertidae. The record is from the annotation of a GenBank genome assembly.